This is a messenger RNA of Peronospora belbahrii, 1692 nucleotides long. NCBI's taxonomy places the organism in Eukaryota, Oomycota, Peronosporomycetes, Peronosporales, Peronosporaceae. The record is from the annotation of a GenBank genome assembly.
AUGAUGACUCAAUUAGAGUUACUUGCUCGCGCUACUCUACCUCCUACACCUUUUCGUGCAUUGGAAUCAUAUGUAAAAGCUGAUUCCACUCUUUCCCAUCGUCAUCUUCAUGGCAAUACAUUAUUAUGUCGUCCACCAGUCGUCACUUGUGCUGCGUAUGAUACAAUUGAAUGCAAAGCGCUUAUUCUUGGGUGUGGAAUUGCUGGCAGUGCAACAGCAUUACGUUUAGCUAAUCAAGGUAUUCAAGUGACCAUGGUUGCAGCUGCAGAAGAUCCGAAUAAUUGUGCCACUUAUUAUGCUCAAGGUGGUAUUAUAUACAAGAGUGAGGAUGAUACACCGGCUUUAUUAUCAUUGGAUGUUCAUCGAGCGGGUGCAGGCAUUUGUGAUGAUGUUGCAGUUCAAAAGUUGGCAUGUGAAGGACCAAAGCGUGUGGAAGAGAUGCUAUUGGAAGUGGCCCAAGUCCCCUUUACUCGUAAAGAUGAUGGAGAACUUGCAUUGACAUUGGAAGCAUCACAUAAUCGUGCACGUAUUUUGUAUAAAGCUGACCAUACGGGUCGUGCGAUUUCUACGAGCAUGGUACAAGCAGUGCGUGAGCAUCCAAAUGUGGUGCUACUGACUGGUCGUACUGCUUUUGAGCUCGUCGUUAAUAGCGCUGGUGAUUGUGUUGGUGCACUUACAGUCUCGACAAAGAAUAAAGUGGAGUUUUAUCGCUCUCAUUUUACACUACUUGCUACUGGCGGUAUUGGUGAUGUGUACAAGAAUACGUCAAAUCCGGAAGGUGCUCGUGGUGAGGGCAUUGCUCUUGCUGCACGUGCUGGUGCAAAGCUCAAGAAUAUGCAGUAUGUGCAGUUCCACCCUACUACGCUGUAUAUUCCAGGCGAGCGUCGUUUUUUGCUGACCGAAGCACUGCGUGGCGAAGGUGCUAUAUUGCGAAACAGGAGCGGUUGUGCCUUUGCCAAGGACUAUCAUCCUGAUGGUGAAUUAGCUCCACGUGAUGUGGUUGCCCGACUUAUCUUAGCGGAGAUGGAGAAGCAUAAAGAGGUGUGCAUGUACUUGGACAUUUCGCACAAAGACGCGAACUGGAUUAAGAACCGCUUCCCGACCAUUUAUCAACACUGUCUUGACCAUGGUAUUGAUAUGACGAAGGAACCAAUGCCAGUCGUUCCGGCUGCUCAUUACCAUUGCGGUGGUGUUGAGGUUGAUUUGCAGGGUCGUACAUCGGUUUCUGGUUUAUAUGCUGCUGGCGAGGUGAGCUGCACUGGUCUUCAUGGUGCGAACCGUUUGGCUUCGACUUCUUUGUUGGAAGGUUUAGUUUGGGGCUGCAGUUCUGCUGACGAUUAUAUGAAGCGUCGUAAAUUUUUGAAGUCUGAGAGUUUUAAGAAAGAGGAUAAUCCGUUUGCCAAUCUGAACGGCUUUCGAGAUCCGUACCCGAACGAGGUGGAGGAGGUGAUGCUGGCAACUCAGCGCAUCAUGUGGGAGUCAGUGGGCCCCAUUCGCACAAAAGCUGGCAUGAGUAGCGCAGUGGAUAAGCUAGCACUCCUUGAGGUCAAGGCAGACAAGCUGCAUCAAGAGUGUCGUGUUACCCGCGAGACCGCGGGGUUGCGCAAUGCUGUUCGCACCGCCAAGGAGAUAGCUUUAGCGGCGCUUAACAGCCACGUGUCGGUGGGAACUCACUAUAUCGUGCAGGCGUAA